AAAUAUUAUUAGACAUAAUGGUGACUGUUAAGCAUGACGUUGAAUCUAUAUAGUCCCGAUAUUAAUAGGAGGAGGAAAAGAAAAUGAGGGAAAAAAAAAAAAAUCGGUACAAAUCAUUCAUCCUUGUAGCCCAGAGUUCCCAAAGGCUGGACCAUGUUCAUAAUAGAAGCGCAAAAGCACCAAUCCAACGCCGGUCUGCCAUGCGUGCCAUACUAUCAGGUCGCUCAUAUACAAGUUGCUCUCUCCCUUCUUUGUUCUGUCUCUUUAUAGUUGCCCCAAACAAUAUCUUCUAGUUGGUUGAAAUCUUGUCCAAUCGUCCGUUUUUAUUUUGCUUGCUGGGUGUUGAAAUCCUAUCCCGCAUCGACAUCUCUAACUUCGUUUCAUGAGGGCAUUAUCUG
Messenger RNA from Trichoderma asperellum CBS 433.97, 398 nucleotides. The record is from RefSeq and is a predicted model, not a curated record. Lineage: Eukaryota; Fungi; Ascomycota; Sordariomycetes; Hypocreales; Hypocreaceae.